Messenger RNA from Alternaria rosae, 1028 nucleotides. RefSeq names its product NAD-dependent epimerase/dehydratase-like protein. The coding region runs from base 142 to 813 and encodes 223 amino acids. The transcript is spliced from 3 exons. The record is from RefSeq and is a predicted model, not a curated record. NCBI's taxonomy places the organism in Eukaryota, Fungi, Ascomycota, Dothideomycetes, Pleosporales, Pleosporaceae.
CAUGCAUUCACGAGAUCAAGACUAACACUAUUAAGAAAGCCCUUCGCCUACGGUAAUCGCUGCGUGGAGUAUAGCUCGGACCUUGCAGCUUGCUCGACACGUAUAGCUCACGGCCAUCUGACGAGCAGACAACUGUGAAAGAUGCGACUCGUGGUGCUUGGAGGCAGCGGCAGGACGGGUGUGCAUCUCGUUGAACAAGCUCUGGCGAGAGGACACAGCAUUACCGCGCUAGUGCGAAAUCCCGCCACGUUGUCUGCCAGAACGGGUCUCGACAUCUGCCAAGGCACUCCCCUCAAUCUCCACGACGUCUGCAAAACUUUCUCAGCAGGUAGCAGCUAUACACAACCUUCAGCAGUGAUCGUCUGCCUCAAUCCCAGUCGCGCAUCAGACAGUCCUUUCUCGCGCCCCACGACGCCCCCGCGCUUCAUGGCCGACAGCGUCGCCAACGCCAUCACCGCCAUGAAACUCCACGCCGUGCCCAAAAUCGUGGUCAUGCAGGCCCUGGGCGUCGGCAACAGUUUUCCUAAUUUGCCCUGGUGGAUGCGCUACGUAAGGCACUGGACUUACAUGAGGCAUUCUUAUGAUGAUCAUGAUCUUGUUAAUGAGGAGGUUAAGCGUGCGGGUGUUAAGUAUGUCUUGCCGCGGCCACCAUGGCUGACUAAUGGGGAGAUGGAACCGGUGAGGACGUUUGGGGAUAGGGGAGAUGGAAUUGGGACUUUUGCUAUGAUUUCGAGGAAGUCGGUGGCGGGUUUCUUGCUGGAUGCGUGUGAGAGGGACGACUGGGACGAGAGCACGCCGGUCAUUGCAAGAUGAUAUGGAAAUGUAUUAGAACAUAUUGACGUAGCGCUUGGCAUAUGCUGACUACCUUCGGCAGCGUCCCAAGCCAUUGCAUCCAUCUAGGGGUAGACAAUGUGCUUUACUAAAGAAAGCUUAGAAUAAAAUCCUCUACUAUAAAUCUACUUGCUAAGCAAUUAGGUAGCUUAGAUUAUCGCUAUUAGGUAAUUAGCCUAGAAAUCUAUAGAUUCUAG